Pyricularia grisea is the source of this 5018-nucleotide messenger RNA. RefSeq lists its product as uncharacterized. Bases 3145 to 4875 code for a protein of 576 amino acids. The record is from RefSeq and is a predicted model, not a curated record. NCBI's taxonomy places the organism in Eukaryota, Fungi, Ascomycota, Sordariomycetes, Magnaporthales, Pyriculariaceae. The transcript is spliced from 6 exons.
GCAGGGAUCAUUUUCACUGGUGCGCGACAACCAAUAACAUGGGGAGCGAUUGUGUAUUACUGUGGAUGGAUUAACUUAUUUGCUUCUUUAAACCGUCACGUCGGGUUGUGGCAACCAAGCCACCUUACCCAGCACAACUCUGGCAGAGAGAGCUACCCGAAGUGUGUUCCAAGUUGUUGGGUUCAUGGCCACGAUCUCGACUUGAUGGCUCUCUUCUCACUAAAAUAAGCAGCAUCCGCCAAAAAAAACUUCAACUCGUCGACAGUAAGUCAACCAAACUUGUUGUUGCCCCUUCAUUGUUGUUGUUGUUAUAGAAUAUGAAGAAUGUGUGAUGCUGUCAUCAGCCUUGACUAUGCACAUCACCCGCAUACCCUGAUCAGUCUUUACAGACCACAUCCUUGGUCGGUCCCUUUUUGGGCACCAAUGAGAAAGCAAGGGAAGCGACACAAUUCGGCAACACGUCAAAACCGGUGAGUAAAACAGCAUCAUCACAGCAAGAGGCGGAUCGACACUUUGAUGCCGUGCUAUUAUUUACCUAGCAUGGCAACCACGGAUAUACCGAAAUGUCAAUACGGAUACGUUCCCCUUGUUGGCUGCCCACGGAGUGUUUGUUUGCUUCUUGCUGUCAUGAUUGCGUCGGUCCAGCGGGACCGGUGGCUGUACUGUACGGUAAGUUCGCCUGCCUCCCUUGCAGGCGAUAUUUUUAUGACAGACUCUAUCCACAGUACCGUAUCACCAGGUGUGGAUUCAGUUCCGCUCAAGGCGUGAGAGAUUAUAAAGUGGGUAUUUUGUUUCGUUUCUGGACGGCAUCCCUCCCCAUCAACGUCUGGAGAUCCUGAGACGAGCCGAGCGCCAUUACCACGUACCUGGGUCUCGAAGCCUUUUUCUGGUCCUCUUGGCCCCAUAUACUCGUGGACCGGGGAGACAAAUACACUCCUCAUUUACCGAGAGGCGAGAAAAGCAAACACACUGCCCACGGAGCCUUGCCCCCAUGUGUACAACCCCACCAACCGGCUGCCAAGAUCCGGACUUGCCAUAAGAAGUCGGCACUUCUGUUCCUCUGUCUUGUCUUCUGGCUUCCUGUCCCUUCCUCUCCAUCAAACGCUACCCUUUCUAGAGACUUUUCCAAGGCCAUUCAUCAUAUUUACACGCCCAGCAGAUAUGCCAAGUGCGACACAAAACAACAUGGAAGACGGGAAAAUCUGGCAGCCGUUACAUCCAGAGGUCCGGCCACUUUUGGAUUCUCAAUACGUCAAGCUUCACGAUGAGGUUCUCCAAUACAUCAUGCCGGAUGAGCAGAGAGAAUGGGACGGAACCCGUCGACUAGGAACUUACGGAUUACCCAGGAAUUCAGCCAAGCCCAUCCCGGUAGGCAGUGAUCGGAUCGUGACGAUCCCCGACACGAACCUCAGGAUCAGAAUCUUCACACCCAGCACCGACAGAGAUGUGGACAGGCACCCCGACGGUUGGCCGGUUUUUCUUUGGUUCCAUGGAGGCGGACAUGCGCUUGGGGAUCUUGACAGCGACGAAGAGGUCUUGACGCGAAUCUGCGAGUAUGCUCAAUGUGUCGUCUGUAAUGUGGACUAUCGCCUGGCUCCAGAACAUCCUUACCCGGCGGCUAUCGACGACUGUGUCGCGGCUUUGCGGUGGCUUGUGCGGCCCGACGGUGGCGUCAAAGAAGUCGGUUUGGACAAAACGAAAGUGGCCAUAGGCGGCGCUUCGGCCGGAGGCCAUCUAACAAUUGCAACACUACUCCGGUGUGCUCAGGAAAAUAACCCCCCGGAUCUCAACAUUAUCAAACAGGUGCUGGUCGUCCCCGUGAUUGACAACACGGCUACCCCUGAAAACGGCCCAUUCUGGUCCUUAAAGGCACAUACCGCGCCUUGGCUCACGCCUUCCCGUAUGCUGUGGUACAGAAAUAUGUGGCUUCACAGCCAGGAGCAGUGCGAGGAGUGGCAGGCCAGCGUGAACAGGGCGCCGGUUGACUUGCUCGCGCGUCUGCCGCCUGCUUUUAUGGCUGUUGCUGGUGAGGACCUGCUCUGCCCCGAAGCUCUCGACUUUGCCGAAAAGAUAAGGGCUGUCGGGGUCGAUGUUGAAGUGAAGGAAUUUGACGGUUGCACACAUGCCUUGCUUGGCUAUAGUGCCGCAUGGAUAAAGGCAUGGAGCUAUUAAACGACAUCGUCGAACAGGUCAAGUCUGCUUUCCUGCCUUGAGUGCUACAAACCUAGGAGGCAAGCUACGGACUCAUCCCGAUACUCAGCGAGCCAAUGAACAACAUUUUUGCCCAAGGUUUGCUUUCAUAAAUAGUCUUGUUUUCUUUAUAUUUCUUUACUCUUUUUUUUUUCCCUUUUGCUGGUCUUUCCGGUAUGCGAGUAUGAAAUUAGAUAAGAACUUAGUGUACCCGCUCUCUAUGAAAGCUGUUGGCACGCGCUGACAAUUGGGGUGGGCUGUUAUAAUGUCUUCAGAUAUUGGUAUUUCAUUGCAUUCUGUUGCUUCUUAUGUUUGAUAUAUUUUUAUACUUCCCGCCGACUCGACUCGUUUACCCUAUUUUCAUCUUCCAUGUCAUUGUCAGAACCCUCCGCAGUUUGUCAGUAAUCCCGACACGACGCAUGACUUGGGACGAUGUGUAAGGUUUUUGCACCUUAAGCCCGCCCGCCCUAAUGACUGUGUACCUGCAUUCAGGCCCGUGUAACGGCCAGUACGCAAAAGUAUAUGUUCACAAGUGCCAAGCUUGUACCGCUGUCAUUAUACCCGCGCAAGAUGCAAAGCAAGAUGUGCAUGCGCAUUGCACGUCACUGACGCACACGUAACGUUUCCUUGUGUUUGCAUUCUCCCCGUUCCCCCGGUGCAGGCAUUCGCCUCCCCUGCCCCGCAUUGAAACCUUUGCCGAUCGUCGGGGAAUAGAAUUAGGUUCUGGUUAUCAUAAUUGAGUUGACUCGCUUCCCUGCUUUGUUUACCCUCAAACUUUUCUCAGUUUUGUUCGGUUUGCCGAACUUGGCGUUCUGAAGGCUUGUAGCCUCCAAAGGCAACACUUAUCAUAGUAUUGCUUCAGAGGUGGACUUGUGCUACCCCCGAACUGGUCAAGGUCGGUUCUCUUUACGCGUUUUCGAAGAGAAGGCAAGUACAAACUAGUUCACAGCAAAAAUGCUCUGGCUCACCUGGGGUCUCAUCUCCCUUGCCGUCCCGGCCGCAUCUCAGACGACGGGGAACAAUCAGCAAUGGGAUCGAUGGUGUGGGAAAGCAUAUCAGCCCCAAUUCCCUAGCUUCGACCCGGGCGGUCAAAUCCAAAACCCGCCCGAGAUCUCGGGACCGCCGCAGCUCAACGUUCAGUUCAAGCCGCGUUUCAGCAUCUACCUGUCCAACGAGCAAAAGGGCGAGUUUGUCAUCAAUGCGGAGCUGUCCAAGUACUUCGGCGCCCCGCUGGCCGAGUCUAGGCAGAAGUCCGGUCUGGCGUACAACAUCACGCUCGACUCGACCGGCAAGCAGCUGGCGUCGGGGACUGUAGCCAUCAACUCGACCCGCAACGUGGUCUCCUUUGACUUUGCGGGCGCCGUGGAGCCCUCCCGCACCGCACAGGCCGUUGUGUUCAGGGGCUGGGUGAGCGCCGACGGCGGCAGCAACGGCGACGGCGACGGUGCCGAGCUGCGCGUCUAUACGGCCAGGGCAGACCUCUUCUUCCUGCCGGACAAGACGCGGGGCAGCGCGACGCGCAUCGACAACCUCAACGGCGGAAUGCAGUUCCGCAACACGGCCUCGAACCAUACGUGGCGCCCGCUCCUGCCUUAUGGGUUCUACGCCUCGUACGAUGGUUUCCUGGGCCAGAACGACACGAGCCUGAUCCAGAGGUACGCCGGCUUCGGGCUCAACGCCAUGACGCCCCUGACGACGUACCCGAUCUCGCGUGAUGCGUUCGCGUACAUGGGGAGGAUUAAUCUGCCCUUCAUGUACGAUCUGCGAGACGACUAUCAGAACAACACCUGGGUCGAGGAAAAGGUGCGGCCGGUUGUCGAUGAUGAGGCCCUGUAUUCGUACUGGGGUGGGGACGAACCCGACGGCCACCAGCAUCCAUUCAACUGGACAGUCAACUCUGUCAGCCUCAUCCGCCAGCUGGACCCCUACCACCCGGUUUCCGUCACGCUGAACUGCCAAAACUACUACUUUGCCGAGUAUUCGGUCGCGGCCGACUUUCUGAUGGAGGAUGUGUACCCCAUCAUCGCCAACGCGACCUUUUCCAAGUGGGGCACGGCGUGCAACGCAACCUACGGCGAUUGCGGGUGCGACAACUGCGAAGGCAACGUGCGGGACGUGUCGCAGCGGCUGGACGACAUGAACCGGUACGAGCGCAUGCUCGGGCGCUGGCCCAAGACAAAGUUCCACAACCCGCAGAGCUUCCACGGCGAGGGGUACUGGCCCAGGGACCCGACGCCCGACGAGUCGUACGUCAUGAACAUGCUGGCCUUCAACCACGGCGCCACCGGCAUGGUCUCGUGGGUGUACCCGCCCACCGACCUGCUGGCCACCUCGCACGGCACGCUGUCAAAGGUCGUCACCACCUCGCCCGUCGUCGAGUUCUUGGUCAGCGAGGGCGAUGGGCCCUACAAGGUCGAGGUGCAGGGGUUGAAGGACGACCAGAUUGACGUGGCGUUUUGGCGCAAGGGGGACAAGGAGGUCCUGGUCAAUAUCGUCAAUCCCAACGAGUCGCAGAACCGGGAUGGGGUCUCGUUCCCGAUGCCUGGGGGUGCGGGGGCCCGGAUCGAAAAGGUCCUCUGGGGUGACACUGGGAUUUGGGAGCUUGAUGAGGGCGGCAAGAACAUACGCUCCAAGACUGGGUUUGGGAAAAUGUCGGCUAGUAUGUUGCUGAUAACGCUGGCAUGAUGGUAUCGCUGAGAGACACUGUACGGAUAAAAAAAACACACGGCAUCAUAAGAUCAUUAUCUCAUAUCAACUGAGAUUAAUGCCUGUGAAUCAAACAAAGCACUGCAUCAAGAAUAGAUCAUUGGUUGCCGCCUGGUUUCGUA